This is a messenger RNA of Anopheles marshallii, 621 nucleotides long. RefSeq names its product protein obstructor-E-like. NCBI's taxonomy places the organism in Eukaryota, Metazoa, Arthropoda, Insecta, Diptera, Culicidae. The transcript has a single exon. Gene Ontology annotation, molecular function: chitin binding. Gene Ontology annotation, cellular component: extracellular region. The coding region runs from base 1 to 621 and encodes 206 amino acids. The record is from RefSeq and is a predicted model, not a curated record.
AUGAACAAGAAACUGUGCAUUCUACUUGUGUUUGUCGUUCUCUGCUCGGCCACCUUGGCCGAUAAGAGCAAGGAGAAAUCCAAGGAAAAGUCUAAGGAGAAAUCCCAAGAAGACUCUGGUUCGCAGGAGAAAUCCAACGAAAACUCAUCAAAAGAGGAGCUUACUACAGAAUCAUCGGCUAUGACGACGGUAGCUUCCAGUGACAGAUGCGCCGGACAGCCUGAUGGCACCAUACUUCCAUCCCUAACUACCUGUGCCAAUUUCGUCACCUGUCAAGGGGAAGCAGAAGCUGUUGAAGCUACGUGUGUACCGAAUGGCACCAUCUUCGACUCGACAAGAGGAGUGUGCGAUUACGAGCCAAAUGUACUUUGUACGAUAGAAGCGGAACCCACCGAAACAGCAACAACCACUUCGGAAUCGACUACCGCUCCGGAACCAACGCAAACCGAGCUGAAGGGUAUGUGCAAAGGAGUUAUCAUUGAUAUGAUUCCUCAUCCUGGUAACUGCAAUAAGUAUAUCAUUUGUGUUCUGGGCAAGCCUAAUAUCCAGUCUUGUGGAAAAAAUCACAUCUUUUACUCGGAUAUUAAGCUCUGUGCGUUUGGUGAUGCCAAAAAAUGCUAA